AUGGCUCUUUAUCAUAUCCGCACAUUCCAGGAGAGAGUCCAGAAACCAGAGCUGGACUUGUUCUCCAGAGGCAUGACUGAGCAUGUCCAUGCCACCUUCCACCACAUGCUGAUGCUGCCUAGAACCCUACUGCUUGGGCCUGGGGUGCCUCUCUCCCUAUUUCUGGUCACUGGCUCUUUUAUCAUGUCCAGCCUCACUCUGCUCCUCUUCUUGUGGUUCCUUGCCAGAUACAUCUGGAAACAGUAUGUGGACGCAUCUUUGCACACUGACCUGGAAUAUAUCACUAAAUCCUACCUGAGUGUCCGUGACUCCUGCUUCUGGGUUGCUGAGUCUGGGGGGCAAGUGAUGGGCACUGUGUGUGCUCUGCCAGUGGAGAAUCCACCACUGGGGAAGAAGCAGUUGCAGCUGUUUCAUCUGUCAGUGAGCACGAAGCACCAAGGAGAGAGGAUAGCAAAAGCCUUGGUCAGGACCGUCCUCCAGUUUGCCCGGGACCAGGGCUAUGGUGAAGUUGUGCUUCAUACAACCAUGGUGCAGCACAGUGGCUUGGGCCUCUGUCAGGGCAUGGGCUUCCAAAAGACAGGCCAUUACUUUGUAAAUAUGCUCUGGAAGCUAAGAGAUAUCCCUGUAUUUCAUUUAAUCUACCAUCUCCCUUCUGCUCAGUAUGGGAGCCUGUAA
Cavia porcellus (domestic guinea pig) is the source of this 675-nucleotide messenger RNA. RefSeq names its product N-acetyltransferase 8-like. NCBI's taxonomy places the organism in Eukaryota, Metazoa, Chordata, Mammalia, Rodentia, Caviidae. The record is from RefSeq and is a predicted model, not a curated record. Gene Ontology annotation, molecular function: N-acetyltransferase activity.